Molecule: messenger RNA, 960 nt
Organism: Penicillium crustosum
Lineage: Eukaryota; Fungi; Ascomycota; Eurotiomycetes; Eurotiales; Aspergillaceae
Exons: 1
Coding region: 1-960 (319 amino acids)
Source: RefSeq, a predicted model, not a curated record
AUGCUGCUCGACCCAAACGCCGCCAGCGUGAUGCAACAGAUGCAGGAUCCGAGCAAUAUCUCCGACUGGCACAGUGCGAGUCCCCUGAACGACCCCAGUUUCGUGACGUCUGGCCGCCAUGCCACGGUACUAGCACCAACCACCCGUACCUUUGCACAGUGGGUCGAUCAUAUGGUCGACCUGUUCAUGGUACGUGGCUCCCGCAGUCCUCUCCAAUGGAUGCUCGACCUUCGAUCGUACGGCCUCAAGGUACACUUCAACAGUACGGUGCCGGGCCACGUCAGCUGGAUGGCCGAGGAUCGCCUACUAUACAAAGACCUGAACUUCACGAUGACGGAGUUCCGGUCGUUCGUCCAUCGGCGGGUGAGCGACGCGCACGAGUGUCUGUUCGACCAACUCCUUUUUGCCCCGGCCGAGGGUACGGCGGCAAUCCCUACCAUCCCAUGGAGUCAGCUGUACGACGACCCCGUGGAGAGCAAGGACGGAUGGAAUUUCCUGCAGGACAAACGGACCCCGUGGCCGGUUGACGGAUCCAACUGGCUGUUACUCCGCACCCGCAACACACCGAGUAUCCAGAGCCAGUUCAUCGACGACCGGCAGCUGACGACAAAGCGAGUUGACAUCUACCUCGACAAAGUGAUCCGCUUCCGGGAGAAACUCUGCGUGAUCGUCCACCUCUGCGGCGGCCAGCCAGCACGUGGCCGGGAGCUCCUCAGUAUCCGACACCGCAAUACCCCUGGUGGAGGGAUUCGCGAUCUGUUCAUCGAGGAUGGGAUGGUCACGUUUGUGACCAAGUACCACAAGGGAUUCUACGCGUCGAACGACGUUAAGGUCAUCCAUCGGUACCUACCCCGGGAGGUCGGCGAGUUGGUCGUCUGGUAUCUCUGGCUGGUUCUGCCGUUUGUGGAAAAGCUCCAGGAGUAUCGAGCCGAGCGAGGCCAGCAGGAUCACCUACGGUAA